Messenger RNA from Calliphora vicina (urban bluebottle blowfly), 3051 nucleotides. RefSeq names its product RhoU (gene RhoU). The coding region runs from base 440 to 2434 and encodes 664 amino acids. The record is from RefSeq and is a predicted model, not a curated record. The transcript has 8 exons. NCBI's taxonomy places the organism in Eukaryota, Metazoa, Arthropoda, Insecta, Diptera, Calliphoridae. Gene Ontology annotation, biological process: Cdc42 protein signal transduction; establishment or maintenance of cell polarity; endocytosis. Gene Ontology annotation, molecular function: GTPase activity; GTP binding; protein kinase binding.
AUAUUUGUAAACAUUAUUACUUAUAUUUAGCUGCUUAAAGCCCUCAUCAUAUAUAAACGGAUUAUUUGGUUUCAAUUUUAUAAUUCAGCUUAAAACAGACAAAUUAUUAAUUAUAGAUAAAAAUGCACUUUUCAUUGGAAUUUUCGUGUGUCUCCCAGAUACUACAAUAAAACAAACGAAUACAAGGUUGUCAUCAUUUACCACACAGCAACAGCUAGAAAGAACAACGAACAACAACUGUAACCCAGUACAACAAACGUUCAAAUAGAAAAUUGUGUGUGUAUUUUACGAAAGAGAUAUAAGAAAUUUUAUAAAUGUAUAAAAUUUAUAUUAUCAGAUUUUAAUUGAAAACGUGCUUAAUUUUUUGAAAAGCAAACUCAUAAUACAACUACUACUCUCCGAUAGCAAAACAACAAGAAAACAUUUAGAAAAAACCAUCAUGACAGUUAAACUGGCCAAACUGUUUGGUAGUUCAACGAGCAACAAUUCAUCAUCACAAGUGCCACCACCUUUGCCGCCACCAAAUCCAUCGCCCGUCUACAAUUAUUAUAAUCAUCCACAGUUGCAGCAGAAAUUGCAAAAACCUUAUAAUCCUUAUAUGGAUGAUGAUGACGAUGAUAAUAUGUCUUUGUAUUCAACAACAGCCUCGAUUAUGACAUCACGCGAUCAUCCAUUCAACAAUUCCCAGCGUCCUUUGUUGGCCGAUAGGAAACCACAAUUGUUGUUGACACAAAAUAACAACAACAAUAAUAAAAAGAAAAAUUCAACCGCAAAUCAACAGAAUUCUCAGACUUCCUAUCAGCAACAGCAAUUGCUAAAGCAACAACAACAUCAUCACCAACUACAGCAGCAGCAACAACUUCAGUUACAGCAGGAAAAAUCUUAUAUAUCACCCUAUGUGCAACAACAAAAACGUGAUAGUGCUAAAGGUUUGCAUGGCUUCAAUGAUUUCGAUAUUCUAUCCCAGCAGUACAAUCAACACUUACAAUCUCCCCACAUUGGUUAUCCCUAUGGCAGUCCACCAUCACCUACUCGCACUUCUUCAACACACACAAUUCCAGCAACUGCAGCAGCAUCAUCAUCAUCCACAUCAGCCUUGCAAAAUAUUGCCAACAAUACAACAACAGAUUUUGUGUUUGAUUCCUUGGCAACGACAUACGGCAAUAAUAAUAAACAACAGCAGCAGCAACCAUUUGCUAGCAUUUCAACUGCCUUAACCUCUACACCACGUUAUGGUAAUAUCAACAAUUAUGGUUCUACAACUAGUGCCAAUGCCGCUAACAACGCCUCCUCAUCUUCCUCCUUCUCCAUCGCCAACUCUAACUCACGACCAUGUUAUGAUGUUAAUGAUGCUGAUUAUUACACAGCUAGACCUUCAACGGAUGCCAUGUUGGGUAAAUCAUCUCGUUUUGAAGAUGAUUUUUGUAGUCGCCGUAAUAUAGACUUUUCCAAGAAUACUCAUCUAGAUGGUGUCAGUGAACAUCAUGAACAACAGCAGCAGCAGCAGCAACAACAGCCACCUCAACUACAAAGUGGUCCUUUUAUUUUUGGCAUACCACCAGAACAACAAACUGACUUUACACGUAUGCCCCAUGGUGGCCGCUCAUUUGGUGAUAUUUCCGAGGAUUCGGGCAUUACCAAAGACGAUGAUAAAUACUCAGCCAAGAGAAUGCAACAAUCUACUAGCGAUACAAGCUCAACUUCACGCGAUGAUAGUACAACAACCACGAAUACCAGUAAUGAUGGCACAAGUCGCAGCAGUCGUAAAGGUGCUGCAAUGUUUUUAUUAAGAAAACGUAAUACAAAAAACUCUUCAACUAACGAAUCUAAAUCGUUGAAAUCUCAGGACAAAGCUUGUGUCAAAUGUGUGGUGGUGGGUGAUUGUGCUGUGGGGAAAACAAAUUUAAUACUCUCGUAUCUUGAGAAUCGUUUUAAUACCGAACAUGUGCCAACAGCAUCAGAUAUUUAUAAUGCUGAUGUUAUGGUCAACGAUAGUCCAGUACAUUUAACACUCUGUGAUACAGCCGGCCAGGAUACAUUGGAUCCGUUACGUGAGCUUUGCUACCCAGAUAGUGAUGUGUUUCUGUUGUGUUUUUCGGUAGCAAAACCAGAAACAUUCCAUGCCAUCAAAACCAAAUGGGCACCAAGAUUUUCCAAGACAAGAGCAUCAUUGAUAUUGGUUGGUACACAAGCUGAUUUGCGCACAAAUUCGAAUGUACUGAAUAAAUUGCAGUCUAAUGGCGAACAACCAAUUUCAUAUGCGGAUGCUUGGGAUUUAGCAACAACAAUUGGCGCAAAAUACAUUGAAACUUCAUCAGCAACACAGGAUAAAGUUAAAGAUGUCUUUGAUACCGCCAUUUGGGAAGGCUUAGCUCCAACUACCUUGCCUGAUACACCUACACCAUUUUGGAAGAAACUCUUCUGUUUAGCCUAAAAACCACAAACACAAAUUAUUAUUCCAAUCCAGCGACAACAUCUCAUGUAAAGAAAAUCUUAAUAAUUUUUAUUAUAGACUGAUUAAUGUUAUGCAAAACAAAGAAAUUUAUAAAAUUGUAUUAAUAUUAACAAACAUAUUUUUACUUAUUUCCGUUUAAUUGUUCACUUUUUAGCACUUUCAAAUUACCAUUUCGUUUCGUUAUUAAGUUUGCAAAAUUUUUUUCUCAUUAAAUAUUUUUUUCGAUAAUGUUAAGUUUUUGUCAAAUUAAUUUUAUCAUAUAAUAAAAAUAGUUAUAGUCUUUAUUACUUAAUUACAUAUGUAAGUUACUUGUUUUUCAUCACAACUUAACAAACAAAUUUAAAAAAAAAAUAUUAUAUUUCUCAAUAAUUAAUUAAUCUUACAAUAAAUACAUAGCAGAUUGUUAUCUUAGUAUUUUUUUUCCUAGUUUUAAGUUACUCGUAUGUAAAUAUGCUACAACACUUUAUUACAGUGUUUACAAUAAAUUGAUAACAAGAAAAUUAUAAGAAUAAUUUUAAAAUUGUUCAUUCCAUCCAUACGAAAAUUUUGUUAAUUAUUAAGUUUUAUGAUUGAAUAAACAAAAAUUUUAUAAAUAA